CGUGCCUUCUAGAAAUUCAUCAAUAUUGUGUUGUUUCUUCGUAAGUUGAUUAGUAGAUUCUUAUCGAUUGAAAGAAGUCAAUCAUGGGGAAGGAGAAAAAGAAGUUCAAGAGUGGUAUAGCAACAAGCUUCAUUACACGAGCAUCAGCUGUGAAGAGGCUGCAGUUAAAUUUAGUCAACUUCAGGAGACUGUGUAUUCUGAAAGGUAUCUACCCUGUAGAACCCAAGAGUAUCAGGAAAGCUGGCAAAGGACAAAGGCUUCACAGAACCUACUUCAGAUUCAAAGACAUCCAGUUUCUAGCUCAUGAACCCAUUGUUGAGAAGUUCAGGGAUCACAGGGUUUUCGUGAGGAAAGUGAGGAAAGCAAAAGCCAAAAAGGAAUGGGCAACAGUGAACAGACUUUGUAGAAAUGAACCCAAAUAUAGACUAGACCACAUCGUUAAAGAGAGAUACCCAACCUUUGUCGAUGCUCUGCGUGACCUUGAGGAUCCUUUGACCUUGUGUUCAUUGUUCAGUACGUUCCGUAAGAAUGCCAAGGUCAAAAGUGAAGUCCUCCCUCUCUGUAGACGACUCAUCGUAGAGUUCAUGAACUAUGUCAUCGCAUCAAGGUCACUCAGAAAGGUGUUCCUGUCUAUCAAAGGGAUCUACUUUCAGGUUGAGAUUAAGGGUCAGAUGUUAACAUGGAUCAUUCCAUAUAACUUUGGAUAUCAGGUGCCGGGCGAUGUUGAUUUAAAGAUCAUGUCUACAUUCACAGAGUUUUACACUACUCUAGUAGGAUUUGUCAACUUUAAACUCUACACAAGUCUCAACCUCCACUACCCUCCUAAGUUGUCAAUGGCAGUACAAAGCACAAAGUCAGAAGCAGAACAGGACGAAGUGGACGAUGCUGUAGAUGACCUCAUUGGUUCCUUUGCACAUGACCUUGUAAAGGUCAAUCAGGGGUCAAGUAUUACUGGUGAGGAUGAGGAAGACAAUGAACAGGAUGAUGAUCAACAAGAGGUUCUCAUUGCUGGUGGGACUGUGGAUGAAGAGACCGUGAAGAAGGCAAGAGAAGAGAGAGAUGACAUGAAAAGGUUCAAGAAGUUGUUUGAAGGAUGCAAGUUCUUCCUUUCAAGAGAGGUACCAAGAGAAGCUAUCACAUUCGUCAUCAGGUGUUUUGGAGGACAGGUAUCAUGGGACAAGACAAUGUUUGUUGGUGCUCCAUAUGAAAUGUCUGAUGAGACGAUCACACAUCAGAUUGUAGACAGACCACAGCAGGAUAAGCAGUAUUUAUCAAGGUAUUAUAUCCAGCCUCAGUGGGUGUUUGACUGUGUGAAUGCUCAUCGGCUACUCCCAUUAGAGGACUACUUCCCAGGUGUUCCCCUACCCCCUCACCUGUCACCGUUCGUUGAAGACAAAGAAGGUUCAUACUUACCCCCUGAGAGGAUGGCCAUGCAGGAUGGAAACCAGAAAACAGAGUCUGAUGAUGAGGAAGUUGGGGAGGAGGAAGAAGAAGAGAUCAUUGGUGAAAGUGAGAAUGAAGAAGAUUUAGAGGAAGGCCUCAGCAGUGAUGAUGAGGAGGAGGAGGAGGAGGAGGAUGAGACUAGUAUAGGUGAUGCUGAGAAGAAGAGGUUAAAACAGCUCAGUAAACUAGCACAAAAACAGACGAUGAAUCUAUCUGUAGCUGAGGGAGAGGUAGAGAAGGUGAAUCCUACAUGGGACGCGGAGAAGCUAGCUAGACAAGAAAGGAGAUUACAAGAGAUGAUGAUCCCCAAGAAGAGGAAGAGGUUAUAUGAUAGACUCAUGAAGAAGAAGAAAGAACAAGCCAAGGAGGUACGCAAAUUGAAGGAGAAGAGGUUGAAGUAUGAUGAGGAACAGAAGGUGAAUAAGAAGAAGAAGAAGGUGACAGCGAUGUAGGACUGAUAUCAUAGAUGCCUUAUAAUAACAGACUCAUAAGUAACCAUAGAUGAAUAUGGUACUGUGUGCUGACCAAUGGAGUAUACAUACAAGUAUGUUCUGCCAGUGGAUCAAGAGGACAUCAUUGUAUAAUACAUGUAUAAUAAAGAUCUUAAAGCCCCACUGUACUACUUGUAGCUACUUGCUCCCUCUAUAUAGCAAACAAUGCCCAAUCGGUGAUCAUUGGU
Strongylocentrotus purpuratus (purple sea urchin) is the source of this 2122-nucleotide messenger RNA. RefSeq names its product pescadillo. Gene Ontology annotation, molecular function: RNA binding. The transcript has 14 exons. The coding region runs from base 84 to 1895 and encodes 603 amino acids. The record is from RefSeq and is a predicted model, not a curated record. NCBI's taxonomy places the organism in Eukaryota, Metazoa, Echinodermata, Echinoidea, Camarodonta, Strongylocentrotidae. Gene Ontology annotation, biological process: ribosome biogenesis; maturation of LSU-rRNA from tricistronic rRNA transcript (SSU-rRNA, 5.8S rRNA, LSU-rRNA). Gene Ontology annotation, cellular component: PeBoW complex; nucleolus.